AUAAAAUAAGUUUAUCAAUGGAGGUUCAAAUCAUCAGUUCAAUAUGCAUUCGAUAAAUAUUUCGUGUUUGAAUUUAUACAGUUCGAUUGUCGUUCUUUUAAAAGCGGUUCGGUGAAUUGUGCUAAAAAUAAUGACGGAGUUAAUUCAGAAUAACGAGGAGAUAUUGUAUAAGCAGAUAAGGGUUGAGUUUAAAAAGUCUAGGAAGGAGGUGGAGGAGUAUAUUGAGAUAUUAGGGAGGUGGGCCGAGACGCAACCUCAUUUUCCAGAAAAGCCAAGCUACAAAACCCUACGAUUCGCCGUCCUCUACAAUAAAUUCAGCAUAGAGAGAGCCAAACAAAAGCUAGACAUGUAUUACACAGUACGAAACCUGAUGCCAGAACUCUUCGCCAUGACCCCAUUCACUCCAGAAAUGCUUCUCCAGAAUAAAAUUUGGUGUUUAGUGCCAUUGCCAAAAGUCCUGGACGACCAUUCGAGGAUAAUUUACCACCGAUUGAAUCCAGGCUAUGAUGAUCCGAAACAUUUUAACCACGAAAGGACUCUAGUCCAACUAAUUCAUGUUAUGGAGAUAUUGAUAGAGGAAGAUUUGUCGUUUAAUUUCCAUUACGUUUGUGAUCAUAGUGAUCUCAAGUUGGGACAUGCUACCAAGUUAAGUCCAAUGGCUGUGAAGAAGGGAACAGUUAUUUUAGAGAAAGUGUUUUCCAAUAGGAUGGCCUCGUUUUACAUGGUGAAUUUUCCAACAUUUAUGGAGACAGUGGUCAAUAAUAUGCUUAAGCCUUUGCUGAAGCCUAAAAUAAAAAAGAGGCUUGAAGUUCAUUCUGGAACCGAGGCCUUAUUUCAAAGGUUUGGCAAGGAGAGGCUGCCAAAAGACAUUGGUGGUGAUGAGAAAUCUUUGAAAGAGUUACAAGACAUGACGUUCGAACUGAUCCAGAACGAUGAGGAAAAGUAUAAGAAGCAGAUGCAAAAGGAGUUCAAUAAAAGCCUAAAGGAUAUGGAUGAAUAUAUUGACAUUUUAAGAAAAUGGGCAGAAACUCAACCGCAUUUUCCAGAAAAACCUUCUUAUAAAGUUCUUCGUUUCGUGCUACUUUACAAUAAAUUUAGCAUAGAAAAGGCCAAACAAAAGCUGGAUAUGUACUAUACGGUGCGAAACCUUAUGCCAGAGAUAUUCACCGUAACCCCGUUCGCUCCAGAGAUGGCUAUGCAAAAUAAAGUUUGGUGGCUUAUUCCGCUGCCUAAGAUAAUGGACGAUCAUUCCAGGAUACUUUAUCACCGAUUGAAUCCAGAAUAUACCAAUCCAAAAUAUUUUGUUCACGAGAGGAUUAUCAUUCAGUUUACGCAUUUGCUAGAAAUACUGAUUCAGGAGGAUUUGUCUUCGAACUUUCAUUAUAUUUUUGAUUGUACGGGUCUUAUUGGUGGACAUUCGACCAAUCUGAGACCGAUGGUCAUUAAAAAAGCAUCCACUGUUUUAGAGAAAGUAUUUUCUAACAGGAUGGCAUCAUUCUAUAUGGUAAACUUCCCUUCCUGGAUGGAAACUAUUGCCAACACAUUAAUUAAGCCGCUAUUAAAUCCUAAGAUUCGCGAUAGGCUUCAAAUACAUACUGGAAAUGAGGCUCUAUUUGAGAAGUUUGGAAAAGACAGAUUACCUAAAGAUAUCGGGGGAAAUGAAAAGCCUAUGGUGGAGUUACAAGAAUUGUUUUUGCAAAAAUAUGAAAAGCACAAGGAUAGGUUCAUGGAAUUAUCGAAAAUGACCGUGGAUGAAUCCCUUCGACCCGAAAAAUUGAAAAACGACGACGUUCUAGGAUAUUAUGGAAAUUUUAAAAAGUUAAACUUAAUAGAAAUGACGUUCGAACUGAUCCAGAACGAUGAGGAAAAGUAUAAGAACUAUAUCAAAACAGAGUUCAAUAAAAGCCUGGAGGAACUGGAUGAGUAUAUUGACAUUUUAGGAAAAUGGGCAGAAACUCAACCACAUUUACCAGAAAAACCUCCUUACCAAAUUCUUCGUUUCCUGCUACUUUACAAUAAAUUGAGCAUAGAAAAAGCCAAACAAAGGCUGGAUAUGUAUUAUACGGUGCGCAACUUUAUGCCAGAAGUAUUUGCCGUAACCCCGUUCGUUCCAGACAUGGUUUUGCAAAAUAAAGUUUGGUGUCUAGUGCCGCUGCCUAAAGUAAUGGACGACCAUUCCAGGAUACUUUAUCACCGAUUGAUUCCAGAAUAUGCCGAUCCAAAAUAUUUUGUUCACGAGAGGGUUAUCAUUCAGUUUUACCAUUUAAUAGAAAUACUGAUUGAGGAGGAUUUGUCUUCGAAGUUUCAUUACAUUUUCGAUUGUAAGGGCCUUGUUGCCGGACAUUCGACGAAUAUAAGACCGAUGGUCAUUAAAAAAGCGUCGACUAUUAUGGAGAAAGUAUUUUCUAGCAGAAUCUCAUCGUUCUACAUGAUAAACUUCCCUUCCUGGAUGGAGACUAUUGCCAAUACAAUAAUUAAGCCGAUGUUAAAUCCCAAGAUUCGUGAUAGGCUUCAAAUACAGAGUGGUACUGAGGUUCUAUUUGAGAAGUUUGGAAAAGACAGACUACCCAAAGAUGUUGGGGGAAAUGAAAAGUCCGCAGUGGAGUUACAAGAAUUGUUUGUACAAAAGUAUGAAAAGCAUAAGGAGAGGUUGUUAAAAUUAACGAGUAUGACCGUGGACGAAACCGUUCGGCCUGAAAAACUUAUUAACGACGACAUUCUGGGUUAUUAUGGAAAUUUUAAGAAGUUAAAUUUAGACUAAAUUGUAAAUGGUUCAUGAUAAAAUACAAUUGAGUUUUAGUUGA
Messenger RNA from Anthonomus grandis grandis, 2804 nucleotides. RefSeq lists its product as uncharacterized. Gene Ontology annotation, cellular component: membrane. The transcript has 17 exons. The record is from RefSeq and is a predicted model, not a curated record. Bases 131 to 2761 code for a protein of 876 amino acids. Lineage: Eukaryota; Metazoa; Arthropoda; Insecta; Coleoptera; Curculionidae. Gene Ontology annotation, molecular function: phosphatidylinositol bisphosphate binding.